AAAACUGUAAACACAGUACUAGAGAUACAAGAUCUUAUGGCACACUCCUAACUGAGCAUGUUGGGGGAGAAGUCGAGGGUAUAAAAACCUGUGGUAGAGCUCUCUUUUGCAAGAGCUAUAGCCAAAGAGAAUCACCGAAGUAUCACUGGGAAAAGAGAAAUGUUUGUGGCACUGAAAAACCUUCUGCCACUUGGCAUACUGGCAGCAAUCAUAUGUGUCAGUGACUGUACAGGCCAUGAUGAAGGCUCAGGUUCUUGUCCACAGUUUGAGCUACUGAGGGGAAGGGAUGGGAGAGAUGGGAGAGAUGGAGCAAAGGGAGAAAAGGGAGAGGUAGGGAGUAUCGGUCUCCCUGGACGCCAGGGAGAGAUGGGGGGCCCUGGUAUUCAGGGGCCAAUUGGAAUAUCUGGUCCCCGGGGGGAAGUGGGGGAGAGAGGUGAGAGGGGAGAGAGGGGGGGAAGGGAAUGAGGGGAGACCCUGGGCUAAGAGGUCGUCAGGGAGAACAGGGAACCCAAGGUCUGCCAGUUGGAGGAGCCGUCUACACUCGCUGGGGAAACACCACCUGUCCAACCGGCCAGGGAACACAGCUGGUGUAUUCUGGAAGAGCUGGGGGAACAAGACAUGAUCACAAAGGAGGGGCAGCCAACCAUCGCUGCAUGCCAGAUGAUCCUGACUAUCUCCAGUACGUCAGUGGAGUGAACAACCAGAAUUUCGUGGCCCCCGUCGAGUACUGGUUCGCUAGAAUGCCAUCUCUGUCUCAGUUCAACAGCCACAAUGUCGCCUGUGCAGUGUGCUAUGUAGCCACCAGAGGCACUGUACUGAUGAUUCCUGCCAAGACCCAGUGUCAUUCAGGCUGGACCAGAGAGUACUAUGGUUACCUCAUGUCUAACCAUCAUAGCCUUGAUGGUCGUACAAUGUAUGAGUGUAUUGACAUAGACCCUGAGUCAGUUCCUGGACUGAAUACUCGCAGUGAUCCAAAGUCUUUGUUUUAUUUCAAUGAGAUAUACUGCAAUGGAUUCUCCUGCCCUCCUUAUGAUGCAGAGAAAGAACUGACGUGUGCUGUUUGCACUCGUUGAAACAAACACUAUACUUCAACAAAGACAAUGU
This is a messenger RNA of Geodia barretti, 1104 nucleotides long. The record is from the annotation of a GenBank genome assembly. Lineage: Eukaryota; Metazoa; Porifera; Demospongiae; Tetractinellida; Geodiidae.